AUGGCUUCAAAUGCAGGAGAAGGAGAGUCCACCUUGAUCGCCAUUGAUAUCGAUCGGAACAGCCAACAUGCAGUCAAAUGGGCUGUGGAACAUCUCUUGAAGAACAACUCCCCUUGCACCCUAAUUCACGUCACAACGAAAAACUUACAUCCAAAUGAUUUCGAGGUUUUCCCUAAGCAAGGUCGUCCACCAACAGAAGAAGAAUCGCAGCAGUUUUUUCUUCCCUUCCGAGGAUUCUGUGCUCGAAAACGGGUGGUAGUUAAAGAGUUAGUUCUGCAUGACAUUGACGUAUCAAACGCUCUUGCCAAUUUCAUAGUUGACAACUCUAUCAACAACGUUGUUCUUGGUGCUUCUCGCUCCAAUUCUCUCAUAAGGAAAUUUAAAGAUGUAGAUCUUGCAGCAAGCUUAGUGAGGUCUGUGCCAGAGUCUUGCAUGGUGCAUGUUGUAUCAAAGGGAAAAGUGCAGAAUAUUCGACCAGUAGGUCAUUCUCAAACUAUUAGUAUUUCGCCAUUAAAAUCUCUAAAAGGGAUUAGGGGAAGUUUUCGUUCCAAAGAUUUAAACAGAAAAUCGUUGAAGUAUAAAUUUUGGCAAGGCUCGAACAAUGACGAGGUAUAUGCGGUCACACCACACAAGACUCAUGGAGCGACAACUUCUCCAAAACCAUUGGAUGAAACUCACACCAUACAAAAUUCACCCGAUCAAAUGACUCCGAUAUCAAAUGAAAACCAAUUUAUUGUCGAUAAAUCAGAUAAUCACACUCGCAAGAGCAAAUUUUGUAAAAAGUCCCGAGCAACAAAGACUAUGCAAAAAGAGGGAAACUUAGAAAAAGAUAAGCUUGUUGAAGUGCCUACAUUAACAUUGACAGAGAUGGAAAGAGAAAAACUUGAGACAACUGUGAAGUCAGUUGAAAUAUCAAAACAAAUGGAAGUAAUGGAAAAUCACGAAGAAAAGCAAAUUGAAGUCGUGCAUGACAAAGAAGAGGGGAAUAAAACAUUAAACGAAAGUGCACACAAUAAAGUUCAAUUUAAAAGAUACCAUAUUAAUGAAAUUGAAGUAGCAACUAAUUACUUUGACAAUGACCUCAAAAUUGGUGAAGGUGCAUAUGGACCUGUUUUUAAGGGAGUGCUUGAUGACAUUGAUGUUGCUGUUAAGGCCCUGAGACCAGACAUAACCCAAGGGGAGAAGCAGUUUCAACAAGAGGUUAAUGUUUUGAGCACGAUAAAACAUCCAAACAUGGUUAAACUUCUAGGUGCAUGUCCAGAGUAUGGAUGUCUUGUGUAUGAGUACAUGGAAAAUGGUAGUUUAGAAGAUCGUCUUUUCCAAAAAGAUAACACCCCAACAAUUCAAUGGAAAGUUCGAUUCAAAAUAGCAUCAGAAAUUGCAACCGGUCUUUUGUUCCUUCAUCAGACAAAGCCUGAGCCUAUUGUGCAUCGUGACCUCAAACCAGCAAAUAUUUUGUUGGAUAGUAACUACACAAGCAAGAUCACUGAUGUGGGUUUGGCGAGGCUAGUCCCUCCUAAAGUACCCAACAAAACCACUCAAUACCAUAAGACAACAACAGCUGGUACAUUUUGCUACAUCGAUCCAGAGUAUCAACAAACAGGACUAUUGGGUGUAAAAUCAGACAUUUAUUCAUUGGGUGUAAUGUUGCUGCAAAUUAUAACCGGAAAGCCUCCUAUGGGUGUGGCUCACCUAGUUCAAGAGGCGAUAAACAAAGAUAGAUUUUCAGAGGUUCUUGACCCAAAUGUCACUGAUUGGCCUGUGGAAGAGACUUUAUCAUAUGCAAAGUUGGCUUUAAAGUGUUGUGAGAUGAGAAAACGAGAUAGACCAGACCUUUGUUCUGUCAUUUUGCCAGAGUUGAAUCGACUUAAAAACUUGGGAGAAGUAGCCACUAACAUUGAUUGA
Messenger RNA from Sphenostylis stenocarpa, 1905 nucleotides. The record is from the annotation of a GenBank genome assembly. NCBI's taxonomy places the organism in Eukaryota, Viridiplantae, Streptophyta, Magnoliopsida, Fabales, Fabaceae.